AUGGAGAGAUCAUGGUUUUACCCAUAUUCAUUUUGGUGCUAUCCGAAUCGCUUUAACAUACCACGGAAGAAAAGGUCAACCUGUCGUAGCUCGACUUUCUCUUCUAGAUACAAGAUAUUUGGAGUACCAACAUGCCAAUUUGGGUACUACAGAAGUUACCUUAAAUGCCGGGACAAUCUUCAUAACUAUCUUCCAAAUUUCAACAUGUCCCUUUAUGACCCAUACCUAACCGAAGCUCUAAAAAUCCAAGUCCAAAUCCAAGGAGCCCCACAAGCCAAAGAUUCCAUCCAAGCUACUAUUCACCACCAAAUAGCAUGGCGAGUCCAAAAUCAUGCCAUGGAUCUCUGUCUCCCCGGAGGAGAAAAUGCUUUACUCUUAAAUAUUGACGCUACCAAAGGAAACACCACGUGCACCCAAAUACCCAGACAGAUUUCCAGAGAUGAGCUAGUCAAAAUUCUUCCUGACUCCUGGAUCACAAAUUACGAAAAGCUAAGGGAACCUGAAGAAUCUCUGCAAUCUGGUGAACCAACUUUUACCAAAAGAAGUGACAAAACCGUUUGUAUAAGCUUUGACCAUUCCCAUCUCAAAAAACCCAACAAAACAAUCUUCUCUUGCCAAGUGAUUCAACCCAAAGAUACAACAGAUACAUACCCAGAACCUGAUGGAGAGUUUUUUUGA
Nicotiana attenuata is the source of this 678-nucleotide messenger RNA. RefSeq lists its product as uncharacterized. Bases 1 to 678 code for a protein of 225 amino acids. The record is from RefSeq and is a predicted model, not a curated record. The transcript has a single exon. Lineage: Eukaryota; Viridiplantae; Streptophyta; Magnoliopsida; Solanales; Solanaceae.